GCCUCCGCGGCCCCGCCCCGUCUCCCCGGCCCCGCCGCUCCUCGCGGCCUCCGCGUCUUCCUUCCGGGUCGCGCUAGGCCGGGCUUGCGGCGGUUGUGCCGCAGCCAGAGAGUCGGGGAGCCGCCCCCGCACCCAGGCCUUCUCGCGCUGCCUGGUCGCUGGUGAAGCCCGCGGCGCGCGCCUCUCCCGGACCCUGCAGGAUUUUUCUUCCUGGCCUGGUUCCCUUGCCUUCUCCAUUUGCUUCAUUCGCUUGGAUUUUCAAGAAGCUUUGAAGCUGGAUAGGAGUCUCCAGUCUUCCUCUUGAUCCAUAUGUUUCAGGUAAAAGAAUGUCACAUGUCAGCAUUUGUACCUGAAGUCAGCAUGCAAAGUUCAGGGUACAUGGAUGAAUGCCAACUUUUGCAUUUCCCAUGUGUAUCUUGUGACCAUUCUAUCUGGGAACAUCCUUCAAAGAGUUCAUGCAUCUUACUGAGGACACCUGACCUUUUGAAGCUUCAUAAUUCACAUCUAGAUGUCACCGGUCUUUCCCAUGUUAACAGUUCUGACCAUGUUUUAUUAUAUAUGCCUUCGGCGCCGAGCCAGGACAGCUACAAGAGGAGAAAUGAUGAACAGCCAUAGAACUAUAGAAUCAAACAGCCGGACUUCCCCUCUCAAUGCAGAGGUAGUCCAGUAUGCCAAAGAAGUAGUGGAUUUCAGUUCCCAUUAUGGAAAUGAGAAUAGUAUGUCCUAUACUAUGUGGAAUUUGGCUGGUGUACCAAAUGUAUUCCCAAGUUCUGGUGACUUUACUCAGACAGCUGUGUUUCGAACUUAUGGGACAUGGUGGGAUCAGUGUCCUAGUGCUUCCUUGCCAUUCAGGAGGACGCCACCUAAUUUUCAGAGCCAGGACUAUGUGGAACUUACUUUUGAACAACAGGUGUAUCCUACAGCUGUUCAUGUUCUAGAAACCUAUCAUCCCGGAGCAGUCAUUAGAAUUCUCGCUUGUUCUGCAAAUCCUUAUUCCCCAAAUCCACCAGCUGAAGUAAGAUGGGAGAUUCUUUGGUCAGAGAGACCUACGAAGGUGAAUGCUUCCCAAGCUCGCCAGUUUAAACCUUGUAUUAAGCAGAUAAAUUUCCCCACAAAUCUUAUACGACUGGAAGUAAAUAGUUCUCUUCUGGAUUAUUACACUGAAUUAGAUGCAGUUGUGCUACAUGGUGUGAAGGACAAGCCAGUGCUGUCUCAUAAGACUUCACUUAUUGACAUGAAUGAUAUAGAAGAUGAUGCCUAUGAAGAAAAGGAUGGUUGUCGAAUGGACAGUCUUAACAAAAAGUUUAGCAGUGCUGUCCUCGGGGAAGGGCCAAAUAAUGGGUAUUUUGAUAAACUACCUUAUGAGCUUAUUCAACUGAUUCUGAAUCAUCUUACACUACCAGACCUGUGUAGAUUAGCACAGACUUGCAAACUACUGAGCCAGCAUUGCUGUGAUCCUCUGCAAUACAUCCACCUCAAUCUGCAACCAUACUGGGCAAAACUAGAUGACACUUCUCUGGAAUUUCUACAGUCUCGCUGCACUCUUGUCCAGUGGCUUAAUUUAUCUUGGACUGGCAAUAGAGGCUUCAUCUCUGUUGCAGGAUUUAGCAGGUUUCUGAAGGUUUGUGGAUCUGAAUUAGUACGCCUUGAAUUGUCUUGCAGCCACUUUCUUAAUGAAACUUGCUUAGAAGUUAUUUCUGAGAUGUGUCCAAAUCUACAGGCCUUAAAUCUCUCCUCCUGUGAUAAGCUACCACCUCAAGCUUUCAACCACAUUGCCAAGUUAUGCAGCCUUAAACGACUUGUUCUCUAUCGAACAAAAGUAGAGCAAACAGCACUGCUCAGCAUUUUGAACUUCUGUUCAGAGCUUCAGCACCUCAGUUUAGGCAGUUGUGUCAUGAUUGAAGACUAUGAUGUGAUAGCUAGCAUGAUAGGAGCCAAGUGUAAAAAACUCCGGACACUGGAUCUGUGGAGAUGUAAGAAUAUUACUGAGAAUGGAAUAGCAGAACUGGCUUCUGGGUGUCCACUACUGGAGGAGCUUGACCUUGGCUGGUGCCCAACUCUGCAGAGCAGCACCGGGUGCUUCACCAGACUGGCACGCCAGCUCCCAAACUUGCAAAAACUCUUUCUUACAGCUAACAGAUCUGUAUGUGACACAGACAUUGAUGAAUUGGCAUGUAAUUGUACCAGGUUACAGCAGCUGGACAUAUUAGGAACAAGAAUGGUAAGUCCGGCAUCCUUAAGAAAACUCCUGGAAUCUUGUAAAGAUCUUUCUUUACUUGAUGUGUCCUUCUGUUCGCAGAUUGAUAACAGAGCUGUGCUAGAACUGAAUGCAAGCUUUCCAAAAGUGUUCAUAAAGAAGAGCUUUACUCAGUGACUUAAUAUAUGUUCUGUAUUAAAAUUAAUGUGCUUUGUUGGGGUUUAAUUUUGGGAUUGGGUUUGGGUUUUGUUUUUAGUUGUUUUAAUGGUAAGAAUUAAGACAUUUGUAGAUUUUAAAGAAAAAUGUGAAAUUGUCCAUUAAAUCAAGUAAAAAUGUGCACAAAUGUUUUCAUAAAAUACUGCAAGCACUUCUCUUCAAGAAUAUGAGUGGAUGAUAUUAUUUUUACCUUAUGUUAAUCAGUGAUAUGCUUUAGUCAAUAAUAUGAUUGAUAAAAGAAUAACAUGGAAUCAUGCUAACUUAUUUUCAAAGGAACACUGAGCAAUAAAGUAUUGUGGCAUUUAUGCAAAAAA
Gorilla gorilla gorilla (western lowland gorilla) is the source of this 2727-nucleotide messenger RNA. It is a transcript of the gene FBXL4, whose product is annotated as F-box and leucine rich repeat protein 4. The record is from RefSeq and is a predicted model, not a curated record. Gene Ontology annotation, biological process: SCF-dependent proteasomal ubiquitin-dependent protein catabolic process. Gene Ontology annotation, cellular component: SCF ubiquitin ligase complex. The coding region runs from base 509 to 2374 and encodes 621 amino acids. The transcript is spliced from 10 exons. Gene Ontology annotation, molecular function: protein binding. Lineage: Eukaryota; Metazoa; Chordata; Mammalia; Primates; Hominidae.